Molecule: messenger RNA, 930 nt
Organism: Nycticebus coucang (slow loris)
Lineage: Eukaryota; Metazoa; Chordata; Mammalia; Primates; Lorisidae
Product: olfactory receptor 49
Exons: 1
Coding region: 1-930 (309 amino acids)
Biological process (GO): G protein-coupled receptor signaling pathway
Cellular component (GO): membrane
Molecular function (GO): olfactory receptor activity; G protein-coupled receptor activity
Source: RefSeq, a predicted model, not a curated record
AUGGAGAACCGCACCAUUGUCACUGAAUUUAUCCUGCUGGGGCUCUCAGCUGCCUGUGAGCUGCAGAUGCUCAUCUUCCUGGGGCUCCUCCUGACUUACUUCCUCACGCUGCUAGGGAACCUCCUGAUCGUGGUCAUCACCCUCGUGGACAGGCGCCUCCACACCCCCAUGUACUACUUCCUCCGCAACUUUGCUGUCCUGGAGAUCUGGUUCACCUCGGUCAUUUUCCCCAAGAUGCUGACCAACAUCCUCACGGGACAUAAGACCAUCUCCCUCCCAGGCUGCUUUCUACAAAGUUUCCUCUAUUUCUUCCUGGGCACCACAGAGUUCCUCCUACUGGCAGUGAUGUCCUUUGACAGGUACAUGGCCAUAUGUAACCCCUUGCGUUAUGUCACCAUCAUGAGCAAAACGGUCUGUGUCCAGCUAGUGCUCUGUUCGUGGAUGACAGGAUUCUUUCUCAUCAUUGUUCCAAGCUUCAUCAUAUUUCAGCAGCCAUUCUGUGGCCCCAAUAUCAUCAAUCAUUUCUUCUGUGACAACUUUCCACUCCUAGAACUUAUAUGUGCAGACACAACCCUGAUAGAGCUUCUGGGUUUUGUCAUAGCCAACUUCAGCUUACUGGGCACUCUGUCUGUGACAGCCACUUGCUAUGGCCACAUCCUCCACACCAUCCUGCACAUCCCCUCAGCCAAGGAGAGGCAGAAAGCCUUCUCAGCCUGUUCCUCCCACAUCAUUGUUGUGUCUCUUUUUUAUGGCAGCUGCAUCUUCAUGUAUGUCCGAUCAGGCAAGGGUGGCCAGGGAGAGGACAGAAGCAAGGUGGUGGCAUUGCUCAACACAGUGGUGACCCCAAUGCUCAACCCCUUCAUCUACACCCUGAGGAACAAACAGGUGAAGCAGGUGUUUAGGGAGCAGGUGAGCAAGCUCCUCUCAUAA